AGAAACUUUAUUUUCUCAUUUUAUAUUUGUUACUUUUUUUUUGUAAAUUGUUCGACUGUAGUUAAAUAAUGUCUUUUGGACACAUCACGAAAUUGAAUGUUAAUAUUGCCAAGUGUCAGACACAUAUCACGUAUGCAAAUGGUGCCAAACGUUUGCUGACCAAUAAUCCUUCCGGCUUUGCAUUUCGCAGCAUGGGCAGCACCAGUUGCCAUUGUGCUGGUGACUCCUUGACCCAAGCAAGAUCCUUUCUGCAGCGGCAUUUUGGUAAAAGAGGCAGCAUUGAGAGCACAGCCUCUUUGGACAACUUUUUGCUGGCAUUGGGUGUACAACUGGACAUGGAUGAUGAGCCCGAGGAGCAGCAGGAGCAGCAACAGCAGGAGGAGCAAGUGCAGCAGAAAGUGACGGCAGAAGACAGCCAAGAAGAGAUCCAAGAAGCUAUACUAGAUGAUAUGCCUGAAGUUAUCCAAGCAGACACCCUAGAUGCGAGCCAAGCAGAAGCUUUAGAAGAGGCGGAAACGCAGCUGGCAGCAUUAGAGCUGAAAUCGGAGCCGGAGCUGCACACCUGGCACCUAGAACAGUUGCCCAAGAUGCUGCCACAGCUGGCCAGCCAAACCGAGUGGCAUAUGGAGCAGUUACAGCUAUCCGAUUGUGCCUGGCAUCUGAAGAAUUGCAGCUGGCGCAAUGUGCUCAACAGCGAAUUCCAGCUGCCCAACUGCCAAUGCCAUAGGAUAAAAGAGACCAUGGGACACAUAAACAUGUUGGUUAAUGCAUCGAUGCCAGAAGAUGAAGAUCAUGAUGAAAAGGAGGAAGAGAAAGAGCAGCGGGUACAAAAGAAGUCCACUUGUCUUGUGUCCAAUGUGAAUGCCAACAUAAUGAGUCUCAAUGGUCUGUUGCAACAACUCAAUCAAUUGCUGGAGCAACAGAAUGACGAGCAAGCGCGUCUCUCUUCCAGCAUAUAAUUGCAUACAGGGUGUCUCUUUGAGAUUGUGAUCUAUCGAUAGUUUAUUAAAACACACGUUCGUUUUAUAGAA
Molecule: messenger RNA, 1031 nt
Organism: Drosophila innubila
Lineage: Eukaryota; Metazoa; Arthropoda; Insecta; Diptera; Drosophilidae
Exons: 3
Coding region: 69-959 (296 amino acids)
Source: RefSeq, a predicted model, not a curated record